Aspergillus aculeatinus CBS 121060 is the source of this 2672-nucleotide messenger RNA. Its product is annotated as La domain family. Lineage: Eukaryota; Fungi; Ascomycota; Eurotiomycetes; Eurotiales; Aspergillaceae. The coding region runs from base 344 to 2548 and encodes 734 amino acids. Gene Ontology annotation, molecular function: RNA binding. The transcript is spliced from 2 exons. Gene Ontology annotation, cellular component: cytoplasmic stress granule; cytosol. The record is from RefSeq and is a predicted model, not a curated record. Gene Ontology annotation, biological process: positive regulation of translation.
UGCAUGCGAUCCGUGUUCUAGAUCCUAAUUCCGAUCAGAGCAUUUGCAGACCGACCACAUUUGUUACCAGCGUCAUAUCAGUACGAAAGGUUCGCCCUCGAAGAACAACCACAGCUACCUGCUGCCGAGUGAUAUCCAGCGACGGGAAGUUGCAUAACGGCGGGGUUGCCUAAAGGGCGGAAGUUGUAUCUUCUGCUUGCCAUCGCCGGUGGAGUUAUCUCACCGACCAACUGUGGUUGAUUUUUCCCACGUUCUCUGGCAGAACACACCAUUCCAACGCUAUCUUCACUUUUUCUUCUUACCUAGAACGGUACUCUAGAUACGUCUUUCACACACCAAAAAGAUGGCUGCUACAUUUUCCUACGCACAAGCCGCCAAGGGCGUCGCCCCAACAAACUCUCCCGCCGAGCCAGUCGCCUCGUCCAACGAGCAGAACGCCGAGGUCAGCGCGGAACAGUCGACGGAUGCUGCGUCUACCAAGGUUGAGCCAGGCCCCGAAUCUGAGAACGUGAAUGGAACCAACGACAAGGAAGCCGAAUCGUCCAGCGUUGGCAACUCUUCAACCACUUUUAGCACGCUCAAGGACGAGGAUGAAGUGAAUACGCCCAAUGGCACCUCAGAGUCUACUUGGGACAAACAGUCUCAAGCAUCAGGAGCGGAGAAGGCCACCGGCGAAGAGGAGGGUGCUGAUGACAAGACGGACGAGAAGGAGAAGAGCGUACCAGCUAAGGAAUUGAAGGCUGCUCCUCUCCCUGCGGUCAACAUCUGGCACCAGCGCAAAGAAGCCCAGGAUGCUAAAGCCAAGGCUCUGGCCGCUUUGAAGCCUGCCACAAAGACUGGAACUUCCAAGACCACGUCCGCCGCUUCCUCGACGUCAGGCGAUCAUCAGCAGGAGCCCGCGAAACCUCCUAAGAAGAAGGGGACUGACGGUCAGGAAAGUGCCAAGGAGCGCAAGAAGACCGAAGGUGGUAAGGGACGCGAUGAGAGCGCAAGCAUUCCUCCCGUGGGAGAUGCUAACCUCUGGCCGACACCCGAUGUUGCUCAAGGUGAGGAGAAGAAGAAGCCUCAGGAGAAAUCCGAUAAGAGCCCUGUCAUUCGCCCUCACGGCAAGGAGAAGUGGAUGCCUGUCCCAUACGUCCCAACUGCCGUGUUCAACACCCCCCUUCCUUCUGCUGCCCGCCGCGGUGGAAGAUCUGCCCGUGGCGGACGUGAGGGUGCUCGCAAUGGCACCCAUGGCGCCGACAAGAAUGCUUCCGGUCAGGCCGGUCAGGGCUCUGCCAAGCAGACGACAUCUGCAGACAGAGGCCGGAAUGAUACCAACUCUGCUCGCGCCAACUCUUUGCCUGCGCAAUCUAGACGCUCUAACAGCGUUGAUGCUGGACUUACCGACUCCCGCAAGCACCAGGCUGGUCGCGGACCCAAGGGCGCUGAGAACGUCAACGCUGCACAAGGUGGCAAGAAUGUAAAUGGAGCCGAUACUUUCCCCCGUCACCACCGCGAUGCUAAGCAAUUUGCCAAGGGUCAUGAAAAGGGCUCCGAUCACCACUCCAGGAACCCCCAGUUGUCCGUCGAUACCCAGGCUGCUCCGCGCUCAGGGUCCACUCGCCCGGAAAACGGCCCCAAGUCGGGCGAAUUCACCGGAUUCCACGACCGUAAGGACAAGGACUUCUCUCGCGAGUCGCGCGCCGACCGAGGUCGGGGCUCCCACCGUGGAGGUCGUGGAGGCCACGCCGGCUUCAAUGGAGCCCCGAACGCUCAUUUCCCCACCAACCACAUGUCGCAUCACAACUUCAUGCACCCCAAGUCGUUUGGAUUCGGCGACCGCCAGAGAUCACAGCAACAUGGACCUACCAAUGGCUCGUCAGGUGGUCACAGAAUGUCCUUGCGCUCCCCCUCCCUACCCAAUUCUGCUGCCAUGUACGGUGUCUAUCCUUACCCUGGCGACAUCAACACGAUGUACGGCUAUCAACCUAUGCAUGCUGGCCCGAUGACCGCCAUUCCUUACCAGCAGUACAUGGAGCCCUUCUCCCUCAUGAGCAUGCUCACGAUGCAAUUGGAAUACUAUUUCUCGGUUGACAACCUCUGCAAGGACUUGUUUCUUCGCAAGCACAUGGAUUCUCAGGGCUUUGUUGCCUUGUCCUUCAUUGCCAGCUUCAAGCGGGUCAAGACCUUGACCGAGGAUUUCAACCUUUUGCGUCACGUUUCUCACCAGCUGAGAAAUGUCGAGUACAUCACCGGCGAAGAUGGAAUUGACCGUUUGCGACCCCGGGAUACAUGGGAGCAGUGGGUACUCCCUCUCGAUCAGCGCGAUCAAUCUGCCCAGAACGAGGGUCCCGCCACCGUCAAUGUUCCCAAGCAGGAUGAUGCUACCGUUUUCCAAAACAACAUGGAUGGAGUGAAUGGUUCGGUCGUAAAUGGAACAGUUGAUUCUCGGGCUUCGAAGACCCUCUUGUCAUCCGAUGCUCCGGAGUUUUCGCCAUCUCAGUCUGCCAAUGCUCAGACUGAAGUCGCACACGUACGGAUCCCUCCAAUUGAAAUCUAUCCCUGAGUCAGACUCUGGUGGCCACGGUAUCCGAGGCAGCAUUUCACAGCUGCCUAUGGAAUUAACGGCUCAGCGCUCUACUCAAUCAUUCCUAGCGAUUGCUAAUGCUCAUCGGUUCCCAGGCGGAGUA